Gastrolobium bilobum is the source of this 1144-nucleotide messenger RNA. RefSeq names its product PTI1-like tyrosine-protein kinase At3g15890. The transcript has 4 exons. Gene Ontology annotation, molecular function: ATP binding; protein kinase activity. Bases 47 to 1144 code for a protein of 365 amino acids. Gene Ontology annotation, biological process: protein phosphorylation. The record is from RefSeq and is a predicted model, not a curated record. Lineage: Eukaryota; Viridiplantae; Streptophyta; Magnoliopsida; Fabales; Fabaceae.
GGAAUUUAGAUUCUGAAUACCAUCCUAGAGAUCCUUCCACAAAGAAAUGCAGUUGAAAUGUUUCUGUUGUUUUCUCUCUGAAGAAGAAGAAAAGCAACACGAAAUACAGAAUGUCAACAACAACAAAAGUAGGGACUAUCCAUGGGAAAUAUACACCUUGAAGGAGUUGCUUCGAGCAACAAACAGUUUUCAUCAAGAUAACAAGAUUGGAGAGGGUGGAUUUGGAAGUGUUUAUUGGGGUCGAACAAGUAAAGGCGUCGAGAUCGCGGUGAAGCGUUUGAAGACUAUGACUGCAAAGGCAGAGAUGGAGUUUGCUGUAGAAGUGGAAGUACUUGGAAGGGUGAGACAUAAGAAUUUGUUGGGAUUGAGAGGAUUCUACGCAGGAGGAGAAGAAAGGUUAAUUGUCUAUGAUUACAUGCCUAAUCACAGCUUGCUCACCCAUUUGCAUGGUCAACUUGCUUCGGAUUGUUUGCUAGAUUGGCCUAAAAGAAUGAGCAUAGUAAUUGGAGCAGCUGAAGGUUUAGCGUAUUUGCACCAUGAGGCAAAUCCUCAUAUCAUUCAUAGAGACAUAAAGGCAAGCAAUGUUCUUUUAGAUUCUGAAUUUCAAGCCAAGGUUGCUGAUUUUGGUUUUGCAAAGCUGAUACCAGAAGGUGUAAGCCAUCUUACAACAAGGGUCAAAGGCACCCUUGGAUAUUUGGCACCAGAAUAUGCCAUGUGGGGGAAGGUUUCUGAGAGUUGUGAUGUUUAUAGCUUUGGGAUUUUGCUUUUGGAGAUUAUCAGUGCCAAGAAACCAAUUGAGAAACUCUCUGGCGGUGUAAAAAGGGAUAUUGUUCAGUGGGUCACACCUUAUGUCCAAAAGGGUAUCUUCAAUCAUAUUGCAGAUCCAAAGUUGAAGGGGAGAUUUGAUUUGGAGCAAUUGAAAUCUGUGAUCAUGAUAGCUAUAAGGUGCACAGAAAGUAGCCCAGAGAAGAGGCCUAGCAUGGAAGAGGUGGCGGAGUGGCUCAUGGGUGGUGUGGGGAAGAGAAAAAAGGAGAUUGUUUACAAGAAUGGAGACCAAGAAAAUGAUGAAAACUAUGAAGAGAUUGGAACAAUGCAAUCCAAGUUGAAAACACCAAGUGAUAAUGAUAGGCUUAAAAUAAGAUAA